AUGGCCUUAUCUACAACCCAGCUACACUGGGGACGACUACUAUUAGUUACGCUUGGGGUUUUCAUCUUGUUUUAUAGGAUAUGGCCAGCCUCGCGCGAGCAUUUUUCUAUUAUCAAUCCCCAGCAGGCUCGGGACGACCUUAUGGUCAUCGAAAAUCAAACAUUGGGAUUCGGGAAAAUUUUUGCCAUCAAUCUACCGAGCCGGCCGGAUAAGCGGGACAACAUUGUUCUGGGCUCGUCGGUCUGCAACUUCCUAGUUGACUGGAUUGAUGGUGUACUUCCAGAAGAACUCAGCUCCAAGUCUUACCCUUAUAACUGGAAUCAUGACCAUAAACCGGCUGAAUACGCUGCCCGUCGGGCACAUAUGAAUGGGAUGCAACGCAUUGUCGAUAAUAGGAUAGGUAGCGCAAUUAUCAUGGAAGAUGAUGCUGAUUGGGACGUCAAUAUCAAAAUACAACUACGAAGCUUCGCGAUCGGAAUCCGGGCCCUCCAAGGCACAACCGAAACACCAACUACCUCUCCAUAUGGUGACAACUGGGACAUCCUGUGGCUUGGGCACUGCGGCAUUGAAUGCAAAACCGACCUUCCGGUUUACCAAACUCCCAAUGACCCUACCGUCCCUGAACCCCGUCAUUUCCUUCCAUAUUGGCGCGACCCACCCCCAAUCGAACGGCCCGACCACUCCCGACUUAUUUGUACCGCCAAUGACGGUGUUUGCACAAGUCUUUACGCCGUCAGCUAUCAUGGCGCACAACGGAUUCUCGCUGCAUUAUCAGUGAAUCCGUUCGGUCUUGCUGAGGAGAUCGAUAUUGGCGCGCAAUUCGACGUGUCUCUCGGCCGCAUGUGCGGAAAUGGAUAUUUGCGGUGUUUUGCGCCCUAUCCCUCCUUGACUGGGACUUAUCGCUCUGCUGGUGCUGCGGGAAAAGUUUCUGAUAUUCAUGACGAGAGCGGGGAGACGGUGGGCUUCGCUAGCUGGGGAGUUCUGUACAGCACAAUGCUAAACGUUAAGCAAAUCCUUAGGCAGGAACCUGUGCAUACCACGUGGGAUGACGUUGCGAGGCCGUGGAUUUUUCCAGACGAUAUCAACAUUGGGGAAGGGUCGAUCUACAAGAAAGGAGAAUAUGGGCUACGCCAGGUUGCCUCUGUCCCUAUUGACGAACGGCAACGACAGCAUAGAGCCACCUAUGUACGCACGUAG
Messenger RNA from Penicillium lagena, 1197 nucleotides. RefSeq lists its product as uncharacterized. NCBI's taxonomy places the organism in Eukaryota, Fungi, Ascomycota, Eurotiomycetes, Eurotiales, Aspergillaceae. The transcript is spliced from 4 exons. The record is from RefSeq and is a predicted model, not a curated record. The coding region runs from base 1 to 1197 and encodes 398 amino acids.